GGAGUUUAAAAGCCCUCUCUCCCUCUCACAUUCCAGAACGAGUACUCAUCACAAUCAUCAAUAUCAGUUGUGUAAUCUUUUCUCUGUUCUGCUCAUGGCUUCUGUUCAUGAUGAUGCUGCUGAAGUUGGUUUUGAAGAAGGAAUGCUCUGGCUACCCUCUCAUGUUUUGGACGAGGCAUGCGACUCCAAGAUACAUAUGAGGAACCGCCACCAAAAACAGCGGCAACACGGUUACCACAGAUAUCAACGGGAAACACAGUCACAGUGCUCAAAUCUUUUUACAAGAUCAUCAUGUCAAAGGCCCAAACAUGCCACAGGUGGGCCUGGAAUGCAAGCUGUUUUCUUAGUUUCGGGGCAAGGAUCAUGUGGUACUGGCGUGUUCUUACCCCAAAAAGCAGGCACAAAAUCAACCAGCAAGCCAGCAUGCGCUCCUGUCCUCCUUCCAGCCCGAGUAGUUCAAGCUCUAAAUCUUAAAGUGCACCAAUUAGGCCUGCAGAUUUCACCUUCUCAAGCUCCCAAAUAUAGCUCGAGAAGCGGAGUAGUAUCCACCAGUGAGUCAACAAAAAAGAAAACGGAUCAGAAAGAUGCUCUUAUGCAAUGCAGUGUUGUUUCUCAGAGUCAAAGUUCUUCUCCUGAGAUAUUUCUUCCAAAGGAAUGGACAUACUAGCUCCUGAUUUGAUUAACACCAAAAGGAGCUGAUAUUGUAUAUGUAUGCAGUAAGUUAAUUAGCUAGAGGCAAUUCCAUCAUAAAGCCAGGGUGUUGAAUUAUUUGUGCUGCUAUUAUUAUAGCUAUAGGAGCCCUCACCGUGUAACAUUGUUAACUUAUGAUUUAUCAUCAUAAUAAUAAUAAUAAUAAAAAAGCACAAAGGUACCGGUUCUAUAAUA
Messenger RNA from Glycine soja, 885 nucleotides. RefSeq lists its product as uncharacterized. Bases 95 to 667 code for a protein of 190 amino acids. The record is from RefSeq and is a predicted model, not a curated record. The transcript has 5 exons. Lineage: Eukaryota; Viridiplantae; Streptophyta; Magnoliopsida; Fabales; Fabaceae.